CAAUCUGCCCCACGAGAAGUGUUCGAUGAAAUUCUUCAGAGACUCCCUCUCAAAGAUAUUCAUCGCUGCAAGUGCGUCUCAAAACGUUGGCUUAAUUGGAUCUCCAGUCCCUAUUUUGUUCGAUCUUAUAUCCAAUUCGAGACCACCAUCAAUCCCUCUCCCCCUUUGGCACUCUUUUACCAGGUCGAUGCUCAUUCACCAAAUUCAGUUGAUUUUAACCCUAACCUUAAACCUAACCCUAACGAAAUUGGAAUCAGUUUUACAUCUGAAAUGCCCAUUUUUUCCCAAUCUCGUGGAUUUUCUUUGAAUUUCCUUCCCCAUCCCAACCCAUUAGUAUCAUCAUCAACAGCAGUUGCAGCAGCAACAGCAGAUGAUCAACAGCAACAGCCAGCAGGAGGGCUCGGUGAUCACCUUCGCCUCUUAGCGUCUAACAAUGGGUUAGUGUUAUGCUCUCCAAGUGUGACUUCUCAUAGGGUUUACUAUGUAUGCAACCCCCUCACAAUGCAGUGGGUUGAGCUUCCUCCACCACCCACUUUCCAAAAACAUAUUCACUUUGGAUUUACUACUCGAAUUGAUGUUGAAGAUUUCAAAAAAAGUAGUUUCAGGGUGGUGAGAAUCUGUAGUGGGGAUAAAUUAGUAUUAGUGCAUCGGAACACUCUCAAUUUGGAGAUAUUUUCAUCAGAGACAGGAACAUGGACAGAGUCCCUUAUAUCUUGCCCCCACGAGCCCUUUUUUGGUUCAUUUUGUGCAGUGGAUUACAAAGGAAUGUUAUAUUGGAGAUUCAAGAGCAUUUUCUUCGGUUUUGAUCCAUACAACCCCAGCCAUCCACAUCGUCCCAUAGACAUGCCAAAGGGUUAUCAUGCAAGAAACUGUAAACAUGCCCAAGGAGUGUGUAACGGGCAUCUCAUGUUUGCUCAAUUUGGGGGUUACACUCUCACCAUUUGGGAACUCAAUGACAACUACAGUAGUGAUAGUGUUGAAUGGUCGGUGGUGCACAAGCUUCAGCUAAAAGUACAAUCGCUUCUUUCCCCUUUGACAGUAGUAGCUUUUCACCCCUUUGACAGAGAUAUUCUAUGUCUCUGGUCACCGGGUUGCAUUAUGGACUGUAACAUGCGGAGGAGCAAAUUUGAAACAAGCUGUAGAAUUGCACAUUCCCGUGCCUCCAACUUUCUGCACCAUUUGGUCUCCCCAUUUGUGCUCCCAGGGUGGCCUACUUCAGUUCCUGCACUUCCGUAUUAAUCAUUCUAUAUGUUUUUACAAGAAACAAAAUAUCCUGCGGGAGUCUUGGAGAGAGAGGCUUGAAGGAGGAAGGUAUCAAGUAGGAGCACCUGAUCAGGCAAGUCAAUCAUGCAUUGCCUCCAUAUUCAGUUGUACAUAUUUAUAAGAAAUCUCCAUAUAGUAAUUCCUUUAUCUCUCCAUUUAUAUAUAAAAUAUAAUAUGCAUCUUAAGAAUCUGCAAACUGUUUUACCUUGUACCUUUUGUGAUGGAACUAACAUACUUAUAUUUAUUUUCUUAUAUGUACUAGUUUGAAGAUAAUUAGGCAAUGGAUGUCGAAUAUAUGGGAUUAAAUUGCGUACUGUUGGAUGAAGAAACAUGGAUUAUGCACAAUGUGAAUAUAGAGAUAGGUAAAUAUAUAUGUAUGUGUAUUGAUGAAUCUAUAAACACACACUCAAAUAUGGUUAAAUAUAUAUACACACAAACCACUUAAUAUAAAGAGCACAUGGAUCCUUAAUCCGCCCACAGUGUUUUAGACGAGUGUAAUUGUUGAUUAAGAGUACUAUGGUGUGAAAAAAGAAAAUUUAUAUUAUUGAUAUUUUUACCCACUA
This is a messenger RNA of Cornus florida, 1826 nucleotides long. RefSeq names its product F-box protein At3g26010-like. NCBI's taxonomy places the organism in Eukaryota, Viridiplantae, Streptophyta, Magnoliopsida, Cornales, Cornaceae. The annotation marks the transcript as partial. The transcript has 2 exons. Gene Ontology annotation, molecular function: protein binding. The record is from RefSeq and is a predicted model, not a curated record.